AUGGCACAGUGUAACGCCUCAUCCAAAUACCAGGAUAUCAUCUCCAAAAGUCUUCAGAUCUCUUCAGGAUCUCCUGCUGUCUACCAGCUGAGACCAAAAGAAAAGAAGAAUGGAAAUUUGACAAGAAAGAUUCUUGGAGUGAAAAACCCGAACAAGAUAAACAAAAACAUCUUACUUGUAGGUGAAACAGGAACAGGAAAAUCGACUCUUAUCAACGCUCUGGUCAACUACACCAUGGGAGUGAAGUUUGAUGACAAAAUCUGGUUUGAGAUCAUCGAAGAUGAGAAGAGAGAUCAAAUAGAGAGUCAGACAUCAGAUGUCACCACAUACGAGAUCUUUGGUUAUGAAGAUGUAACUCUGCCCUACUCUCUGACCAUCAUCGAUACUCCUGGAUUCGGAGACACCAGAGGGAACAAACUAGAUGACAUGGUUAGUCAAAGAUUAUUUGACUUGUUCCGCUCAGACGAUGGAGUUCAUGAACUUUCUGCAGUGGGACUGGUGGUGAAGGCGAGUGAGAAUCGAGUGAGUGAUCGACUGAGCUACAUAUUUAAUUCAGUGACGUCUCUGUUUGGGAAAGGCAUUGAGGAGAACAUUGUAUCUCUCAUCACAAACUCUAAUGGACUAACACCUGAAAAUGCUCUGAAAGCUCUUGAAGCUGCAAACAUUAAAUGUGCCAAAGAUGAAGACAAUGAACCUGUUCACUUCCUGUUUGAUAACUGCCAGAGAAAAGAGAGAACAAAGAAAACCAAGGUUCCUUUAGAGAAUGCAUGGAGGACAACAGAAGCAGGAAUGGAACAAUUCACAGACUUCCUGAAAGAAUCUAAACCUCAGAAGCUGAAGACAACAGUUGAAGUGUUGAACUCACGGAUCAGACUGACAGCCUGCAUUCAAAACCUGCAAGAAAGAAUCCAGCUGAUUGAACUGAAACAGAGAGAGAUCCAACAGACUAAAAAAGCUCUGAAGAACCAUGAAGAAGAGAUGAAGAAGAAUGAGAAGUUCACUGUAGAAGUUGAUGAGCCCUGCAAAGUGAAAAGAGAUAACGAGGGUUGGUGGGACUAUAAAGCUGUCACCUGUAGCAGAUGUGAAGAGAACUGUCACUAUCCUGGAUGCACAUGGGCCUGGAAUGCUUCAUGGUGUGAGGUCAUGGAAGGUGGUCGCUGCACUUCAUGUACAGGGAAGUGUCCUGUAUCAUAUCAUGUGAAAGAAAACUGGAGAUAUGUGAACAGCACCAAGAAAGUGAAGAAGACCCUACAAGAUAUGAAAAAAAUGUAUGAAGAGAAUCAGUCAGAAAAUGAGAAGAAGAAGAGCCUGAUGGAACAUCUUGAAACAGAGAUGGAAGAACAGGAAGCAGAGAAGGUAAAGUUGCUGGAUGAGGCCUACCAACAUGUUGUUAAACUGGAGCAGAUCGCCCUGAAUGAUAAUUCAGCAUCCACUCAUGUCCACUUGGACUUCCUGAUUGAGAAGAUGGAGGAGACAGGAGACACAGAGAAGGUGAAGAAGCUGGAGGAGAUGAAGAGUAAAGUGGAUACAAAAACCAGAGCAGCAAUGGAGUACAUGAGUGGUAAAAUAACAUCAGCUGGUAAAGCAAUUAAAGGUGCAGUGAAAAGGGGACAUCAUCAAAUAGCUGAGUAG
This is a messenger RNA of Scomber japonicus (chub mackerel), 1632 nucleotides long. RefSeq lists its product as uncharacterized. Bases 1 to 1632 code for a protein of 543 amino acids. NCBI's taxonomy places the organism in Eukaryota, Metazoa, Chordata, Actinopteri, Scombriformes, Scombridae. The record is from RefSeq and is a predicted model, not a curated record. The transcript is spliced from 2 exons. Gene Ontology annotation, molecular function: GTP binding.